Messenger RNA from Clarias gariepinus (North African catfish), 2508 nucleotides. RefSeq names its product ankyrin repeat and EF-hand domain containing 1b (gene ankef1b). The record is from RefSeq and is a predicted model, not a curated record. Gene Ontology annotation, molecular function: calcium ion binding; protein binding. Lineage: Eukaryota; Metazoa; Chordata; Actinopteri; Siluriformes; Clariidae. The transcript has 10 exons. Bases 75 to 2498 code for a protein of 807 amino acids.
CAGACAUACAGAUAUGCAGCAUUUCUCUCUGAUUGAUCUCAGAAUAAGUGCAGUGUGAAGGCUCUCACAGCACGAUGUCUGAAAGAGGUGGAGAGGAGAGAACAACAAUGUCCGUGAUGAAGAUCAAAAGGAGUACAGUGGCUGAGGGCCGUCUGGAGGUUCUGCAGAUCUACAAGCUCCUGCAGUUAGUACAGGAGGGAAAUAAAGGUGAAGUGGAGAAGAUGGUGCGUCUCGGCGUACCGAACCUGAUCAAUCUGACAGAACCAAAAGAAGGAACCGGUGUCCUUCACCUGACCUCCAUCUCCAACGACCUGGACAUAGCUGAGAUCCUUCUGUCUCUGGGAGCUCACCCCGAUGUCCAGGAUAAGAGAGGACGCACUCCAGUGAUACUCGCCGCAGAACUUGGCCAUGACGCUAUGCUGGCCCUCCUGGCAAAGAACCACGCCGACAUGAAGCUGGUGGAUAAUGAGGGGAAAGGAGUGCUCUUUUAUUGCAUCUCUCCAUCAAAGAGGCACACACACUGUCUGCAGGUGGCGCUCAACAACAAGGCGGACGCCAACAAUGUGUCGAGCGCAGGGAAACCAGUGUUUCUGCUGGCCUGUGAACACGCCAAGGAGUGUGAGAACAUCUGCAUGAGGAUUUUGGAGAGUGGAGCCGAUCCUAAUGCCACUGAUCAGGUAACAGGGCGGACAGCUCUGAUGGAAGCGGCGAGGGCCGGCUCAGUGGUGUUAGUGAGAAACAUCCUGCAGAGAGGAGGAAACCCGAACACAGAGGAUAAACAACACCAGAAUGCCGCUCAGCUUGCUGCAGCCGGAGGAUUCUUCCAGGUGUUGCGGGUGUUGUCAGCAUAUCAGGCUGAUUUCUGUGCAGUGGGUGUAGAGGGAAACUCAGCUCUGCAUCUGUCUGCAGCUGGAGGUCACACCGAGUGCUGCAGGUUCCUGGCACAGAGAGGAUGCAACCCGAAGCUGAAGAACAUUAACGGUUUGGUUCCACGUCAGAUCGCAAAAGCACAUGGCCACAAGGCGGUGCUGAAGGAGCUGCAAAAGGCAGAGCGAGUGUUUACAAAGUUCUCCAAACCUGGCACGCUUAAUCCCAACGAGCUCUGGGCUCUCACUCUGCACGACUGGUCAUGUGAACAUGAAGAAGCCCUGAGGAACGCCUUCCAGCUCACAGAGGAGACCGGCGCACCCGUGGAGAAGGUCUCGAGGGAGAAGUUUGCAAAUGUCCUUCAGGAGCAUCACGCACCUGUGGAUGAGGAACAUCUGCAGAAGAUCAUAGCUGACCAUGACAAGAAGUAUGAAGGUGUGAUUAACAUUAACGACUUCUUUAAAGGACUGCAGUACCUUCAAAAAGCAUUCGUCCUGUCGUCCUAUGAGCCAAAGGUGAAGAAGAAAAAAGGUGGGAAAGGCAGAAAGGUUGGGCAAGGGAAGAUGAAGAAAGGGAAGUCAGUGGUUCCUCUGCCUAUCUGCACACUUCCUCUGGACAUCAUGGAUAAAAGACCUGAUGGAGGGCCGCAGUUCAUGAUUGAGACUUAUCAGCCGUUCACUGACACCAAGCGAUUUGACCAUGACCGUCCGCCUUCUCACCCAGUGGAGGACGACUCGGCCUGGUAUGUGGAUGAGCCGCACAAGAUCUACACCAACAUCAACCGUUGUGUGCGAACCGGAGACUUCGAGUCGCUGUGUUUAGCGUUCAGUCAGCGUGUCCCUGUGGACAUCAGAGACCGCUUCUACAAAACACCACUCAUGGCUGCGUGCAGCAGCGGGAGCUAUGAGAUGGCCGAGUUUCUCAUCACACUUGGGGCGGAUGUGAAUGCAUCCGAUCAGUUUAAGUGGACUCCUCUUCAUCACGCCUGUCAUGCUGGACAGCAGGACAUCAUUAAGCUGUUAGUGAAACAUGGAGCUGUGGUGGACGCCGUGGCUUUAAAUGGAGCAACGCCCCUAAUGAAGGCCAUCGAGAGCUGCAGGCUCACCUGUGUACGUCAGCUCAUCAUGUCCAACGCUAACGUACAGGCCACAAACAACAAGGGACAGAGCUGUGUGGACCUGGCCAGUGUGUAUGGAGACCAGAGAAUCGUUGAUUUGGUCAAAACCAAGUUCGACAGCCUUCCCAAGUGCAAAGAGAAUAAAAAAGGAAAAAGGGGAAAAGUGGGAGCGGCAGCUCAGAAAGCAGCGCCUCCUACAGGAGAGACAAAGAAACUUACAGAGAGAGAGGUUCAAGCUGUAUUACCAGACCUAAAAGAGAAAAGAGAGAAUCUGAAGGAACACAUUAUUACAGUAAACCAGCACGUUACAGUCACCACCAACACACACGACAUUCAUUUUACACCCAAGACGGUGUGGGGGAAGAGGUUAGCAUCGUCUGCUCAUCACGUGGAGCGGCGAGUGGAGAGGAGGAAUCGUCUCUCAUAUGAAGUGGACUUCAGUGACUUUGUGAUGCCAUUUAAUAAAAACCUGAUGAGGAAGCUGAGGGAAGUGGGCGUGGCUAAUGAUGAGUAAAAGAAGGAAA